Molecule: messenger RNA, 1134 nt
Organism: Cryptomeria japonica (Japanese cedar)
Lineage: Eukaryota; Viridiplantae; Streptophyta; Pinopsida; Cupressales; Cupressaceae
Product: zinc finger protein STAR3-like
Exons: 1
Coding region: 1-1134 (377 amino acids)
Biological process (GO): response to acidic pH; response to aluminum ion
Source: RefSeq, a predicted model, not a curated record
AUGCAAGUUCCAACUGUUAAGCGGGAUUUGAAAGCUGGGCAUAAGUAUAAUGAAGCCCAGUACCCCUGCAGUCAAUACUCUUCACAGCCCAUGUUAAAUUUUGACAAUUACAGUGACAAAUCUGAGUUGGGCAGGGAAACAAAUCAGGCGGAAACAGAUCUGUUUGCUCUGACGUCAAAGCUUUAUUGCCUUGGUCAGAAAGCCCAGCAGCUAGAGCAAGUUUUCAGAAGUCAAUCGCUGUGUUUAUCAGGGCAAGAUUUGCAGCAGCAGCAAGCGAAAUCAUCCCUGAAUUCAAUCCUGAGCGAGGUCAUUUACACAUCGUUUUCAAUUCUGUCACAAUGUAAAAUCUUAUGUAAUCCACAGAAGCCACCGAAGGAAGAGGAAGAAAAGAAAGUAGAAAUUAUAGAGAUCAACGAAGAUGGUCUUCUGGCAGAGCAUGUCCAUUUCUGCAAGAUCUGUGGGAAAGGCUUCUGUCGAGAUGGGAAUGUUCGUAUUCAUAUGCGAUCCCACGGGAGCCAGUAUAAAACCCAGGAGGCGCUCAAGUCCAACAUGCCCAAGGCAACAAAAUCGCAUUUUUCAUGCCCCAUUGAAGAUUGCAGGCGGAACAGGGGUCAUCCCAAUUUUAAGCCGCUGAAAUCCAUGGUCUGCCUGCGGAAUCAUUACAAAAGAAGCCAUUGCGCUAAGAUGUAUUCCUGCAACAAAUGUGGAAAGGAGUUUUCUUUUGUGACAGAUCUAAAAACCCAUGGAAACAAAUGUGGACACUAUUCCUGGUGCUGCUCCUGCAACACCACUUUUUCUACCAAGGAUAAGCUGUUUCGCCAUGUUGCCCUGUUUCAGGAAGGUCACAAGCCUGUCUUUCCCUCUUCUGCUUUUGCUCCUCUGAGCGGAGCAAAGCUAAGCAAUGGAAAAAUCUUGGAUUAUUGUGCACCAGAAGGUCUGUCUACUUUAGCAGAAGGCCCGCGUGGUUAUAGCGGUGAUGAAGAUUUAUUGAUGUCUGACAAAAAUUUAGAUGGGAUACAACAAAGUGAAUACACGGAGCAGGAGAAUGCGUUUCCUUUCUUUGACGAGUAUGGAGAGGAGAACGAAUCGUAUGGAUCCCUCUUUUGGUCAGAUGCAGAUCUGCCUUGGCCCUAG